AUGGGACCUUUGGAGAAAGCUCCUGUGAAGUCCGAACUUAGUUACCAGCUUCGUUGUCACAUCGUGCCAUAUCCGCUGGAUCGAUCACAGAAAAUGACUCGACUCAACACACUCGGUUUUGCACUUGCUUUCGACCCGUCCUCAUAUUCAUCAGGGGAUGUUGUCAAAGUCGACGUGGCCGUUAUUGGAGGCGGCGCAACAGGCACUUAUGCCGGUAUAUCACUAUCUGACAUGGGACAUAGCGUCGUCGUUGUGGAAAAGCUAGGGUUGCUGGGAGGCCAUACCAAUACGUAUGUCGAUGCUGGGACGGGCAUUGCAAUCGAUUACGGCGUUCAGCGAUAUCAAAAUGAGGCCAACACGCUAGAUUUCUUCAGCCGCCUGAACGUGACGCCUUCCGAUGAUUUUCCUGUUUCGGCUUACAACACAACCAUCUAUGCGGAUUUCUCAUCGUCCAAAGUCUUGGAUUUCACGCCGGGCACUAACUUCACGGGCUGGCUCGAACAGUGCUACAAGUACCCCUGGAUGCAAUACACAAGCGACAUCCCUCCUCCUGUUCCAGAGGACUUGUAUCUGUCCAUGGACAAGUUCAUCACCAAAUACGACCUUGGUGACAUUUCUUGCUCAACUAAUCGAAUUGUUGGCGGCAACGACAAGAUCUACGAAUCGGCUCUCGACGUGCUAGGCUCGAGCGUCCUCCUGAACUCGACUGUCAUAGCAGCCAAACGAGGCAGUACCGCAGAUGAAGCCACCUAUCUGGUGGUAUCCACGCCAACCGGCUUGAAGCUGAUUCAGGCCUCGCGUCUGCUCAUCACAAUCCCAACGACCAAGACCAACAUGGCUCCUUUCGCUCCGGAUACCAAAGAAGAGCAAGUAUUCACAGACUUUGAAGUCAGUGGUUACUAUACAGGCCUCGUGCGGUUUUCAGAGGCGGUGCUACCUGCAGCAACUGCAUACGAGAAUGCAGACCCCAAUGCAGAGUAUUAUCUACCACAGCCGCCAGCCCUUAUUAGCUUUGCACCCACGGCGGUUGAAAACCUAUACACGUACAGGGCUUACUCGACCAACGUACUGUCUGACAGCGAUGCCCAGACUGAGACCUUGGACCUCAUCAACACAUUCGUCACUGGUCUCACCGGGAAGACUGCAGACAUCGAGCUCGCUGCUUUCAACAGCCACUCGCCCUUCCGCCCAAGCCUGACAUCAGAAGCCAUCAAGGGCGGUUACUGGGGCAAGAUGUAUGGCCUUCAGGGAUAUCGCAACACGUGGUAUACUGGGGCUCAAUUUCUACCCGGCUCGAGCCAGCUGUGGAACUACACGGCUACAUUGCUGCCAGACAUCGUCGCAAAUCUGUGA
Molecule: messenger RNA, 1353 nt
Organism: Cryphonectria parasitica EP155
Lineage: Eukaryota; Fungi; Ascomycota; Sordariomycetes; Diaporthales; Cryphonectriaceae
Exons: 4
Coding region: 1-1353 (450 amino acids)
Source: RefSeq, a predicted model, not a curated record